Messenger RNA from Caenorhabditis angaria, 865 nucleotides. The record is from the annotation of a GenBank genome assembly. Lineage: Eukaryota; Metazoa; Nematoda; Chromadorea; Rhabditida; Rhabditidae.
AUGUCAAUUUGGAAUCAUUUGGUGUGUAAACCAAUCAUGAGUUUUGUCCACAAAAAAUGUAGAAAUACUGGUAAGUUUUCGCUUUUAAUUUUUUGAAAUAAAUUUCAAAUUUUCUCUAGAAGUUCCAUAUUUGUUAAGCGAUUUAUACCGCUUCCCAGUUCCUGAUGAAUUUGUGAAAUGGAGUAAGAAGAUGGAUAACUAUGCGCCGAAAGAAUACACAGAUCCCAAAAAUCUUGGAAAACCUUGGAUGGAUCCGGAAGUUUCUUCCAUUUCGAAAUGGAAUUCAAUUGAUGGAAAGAUCAAUAGAAAAUCUUAUGUCAGUUUGUAUGCAUUUGAUGAGCAUUUGCGACCAAUAAAUCCCAUGGGAAGAACUGGAAUUUGCGGAAGAGGAAUUCUAGGGCGCUGGGGACCGAAUCAUGCCGCAGAUCCCAUCGUAACCCGGAAAAAUCCCGAAACUUCCGCUCUCGAAUUUGUCGCAAUUCAAAGAAAAGACAAUGGUGAAUGGGCGAUUCCAGGAGGAAUGGUAGACGCCGGUGAAAAUGUGUCCGAAACUUUGAAACGCGAAUUUUCCGAAGAAGCCAUGUCUGGAGUAAAUGUUGAUGCAAAAGAUUUGAAAAAAUUGUGGGAAAAUGGCCGGGAAUUGUAUCGUGGAUAUGUGGAUGAUCCUAGAAACACAGAUAAUGCCUGGAUGGAAACUGUUGUUGUGAAUUUCCACGAUUCUGAGAAUAUCUUGAAAAAUAUCAAACUUCAAGCCGGUGAUGAUGCAAUUGCGCUCCGCUGGAUUGAAUUGGACUCAGAUGUUCCACUUUACGCGUCUCAUCGACAUUUUAUUGAUCUUCUUAAGAAUAAUUUGCAUUUUGUUUAG